Molecule: messenger RNA, 6784 nt
Organism: Symbiodinium natans
Lineage: Eukaryota; Dinophyceae; Suessiales; Symbiodiniaceae
Source: the annotation of a GenBank genome assembly
GAGGAAUGAGCAAGAGGGCGACACAGGGCGUGUUGUUUUCGGCAUCUACCACACCCCGGAACAGUUUGUCGGCAGAGCGUUGGCAAUGAAGCAUCCCUGUCACAUGGAACACCUCCUCCCAGCUGAGCUGCGUGAAGCGGUCAGACACGCCCAUGUGGUGCCUGAUGAUGUUGCUGCCAAGGACCGGACUGAGAUGGUGCGAAAGUGGAUCUCCUGGGCCAUCGAACUGCAGAUGGAAGAGGAUCUGUCUCGUGAAAACAUGUCUGACUUCAGAAAGUUGGUUCUCGAGAAGAAGAAGAUCGCCCUUUUUCGCCGGGCCCUGAAAGAUGUGGAACAUGGAGACGAAAACAUUGCGGACGAUAUGCUGAAUGGUUUCGCCUUGACCGGGAGGCUGCCUGUGGCUGGUGUUUUCAGGGAAGUGUACAAGCCGGCUACUUUGACUGAGGCUGCGCUAAGGGAAAGUGCGGCCAGAUCCAGGAGCGCUACGUUAGCCAUGGUCGGGCCGUCCGGGGAUGCUGAAAUUGAUGCCGGCGUCGAGGCGGCGACCCUGAAGGAACUUGAUGCUGGUUUCAUUCAGGGACCUGUGGAUCCUGCUACGCUCCCUGCAGGGGCAUCGCUGACUAGGAGAUUUGGAGUGCGCCAAGGGACUACUGCAUCUGGGGAGCCGAAGGUGACCAUCCACAAUCUCGACGUGGUUGCGGGGAUGGUGGCGUUGUGGUUACAACUUGGUGCAGAGAGACAAGGACAGGACGACUUGGUGGCGAAAUGUUGGGACUUGAAAUCUGCUUACAAACAACUCCCAUUGGACGACCGAUCUUUCGAUUUAGAUGGGCACUUUGUGAUUUAUAGUCAGUUGCAUAAGAAGCCUCAUGUGUACAAGCAACGUGUGCUGCCUUUUGGGUCGGUCGCAAGUGUCACUGCUUUCAUCAGAUGCAGUUUUGCACUUUGGAAAUUGGGAGUUUCUGCACUAAGAUUGGUGUGGAGCAUGUAUUUUGACGACUAUGUCCAUCUUACGAAGGCUCGUACUGCAAGGCAUAUGGAUUUGGUCAUCUCAAUCUUCAUGAAGCUGUUCGGGUGGGAUAUCUCGUCCGACAAGUUGUGUCCUUACAGCACCAUGUGCAAAGUGUUGGGGGUCCGCCUUGAUAUGAGCGAAGCACGAUUGGGACAAGUUCGUUUCUCGAACACUGAGAGCCGUCGUGAAGAACUGAUUGCUGAACUAGAGGCGAUCCUGGAACGGGGCUCCCUCAACUCGAGAGACUGCCAGCGAGUCAGAGGCAGAUUGCAGUUUGCGACUGGCCAGUUGUUCGGCAGGUCGGCUAGAGCAGCUUUGCAUGUGGUGUCAAAACAUGGCAGCAGCGGGUUUGCAAAAUUACAGAGCGAGUGCGUGGAAGCUUUUGAGCUUUUACUGAGUCUGCUGAGGGCAAACCGACAGCGCGUGAUAUCCAGGUCGCUGAACAAUGUCGUACAUGUCUAUGUGGAUGCCUCUUUUGAACCAAAUGACGGACACUCUGGUUUGGGGGGUGUUUGCUACAACGCCGAUGGCGAAACGCUCAUGUGGUUUGGAUGUGGGGCCCCGUCUUGGAUGAUUGACGAACUCAUGCACUUUGAAGAGAGCGAGAAAGAAACGGUGAUCUUUGAGCUCGAGUGCUUAGCCUUGCUCAUGGCGUUCAAAUUGUUUCAAGCUGCUUUGGGGCACAGCAACAUUGUUGCCUUCACUGACAAUGAAGGUGUGUUGGGGACUGUGGUCCGAUGCUGGAGCUCUAACAAGUUCGGUUCCUUGUGUGCGCGAGCCAUAUGCAAGAUCGAGGACCGUCUUUCGAUCUUCUGUUGGUAUGAGCGUGUUCCCUCCAGCUCAAAUCCUGCGGAUGGUCCCUCCAGGGGAUUGAGACUGGAAGAUGGCAAGGAGUGCGUGUGCACCCCAGACUUCCUGCGAGAAGUUUGGAACGAGGUGCAGAAGUUUCAGAUAGGAUACCUCUGCGAAGUGUGGCUUUGCAAGUGCAUAGAUCCAGAGGAUUCUUUUCUCCAGCUCUAUCUUGGAGACUUUGUGAGUGCGUUGGUUGCUGUGCAUUGCUGUCGCUUGAAGUUUGCUGGAGUGCAGGCAGUCGUGGUCAAAGAUCGGCUGAAGGGUCAGCUCGUUGAGAUUUGGGCCGCAGGAGGAACAGAAGCAGCAGCGACAGCCGUCGCUCAAGACGCAGAGACAGGCAGCUUCUUCUUGGAGGACUCCUCCCGGUGGCAAGAACAGUCCACCCCAUGGCAGAGCCAGCAGUCUUCAUGGGGCAAAGGUUGGGGGCAUUCUAAGAACUACGGCUCCAGCAGCUCGUGGCAGGGCUCUGGAGGGAAUCGGCGUGAGAAGUGGGACAAGCCUAAAGGCUGGAACAAGUGGCCCAAGCCUGAGCAAAAGCCGGCUAAGGAGCAGUAUGGGCGAGGGGCUGCCCCCAAGGAAGAGGAGCCGGAGAUUCUCCUCGACCCAGCUAUGGCUGGGAUUUUUGGCGCCCGGCAGCAGGGGCCGCCGGAGAGGCCCGACUCUGCAUUCAACGUUGCGGAGGCGACGGAGGAGGAAGUUCAAGCGGCGGCCAAUCGCAAGGCUGAGCGCGAAGAAGAAGGGUUCCACAGUCAGCUCUGGCAAGGGGCGAUCGCUAAGGCCCUCGCAGACCCCUCGCGACCCAAGUGCGCCCGAGAACUGAUGCGUGAGGGCAUCUUGCGAAGCUGGUGGAACAUGUCCUGGAAGGACGCCCGAGGCCUGAUUGACGGGACCUUGGUGGACGAGUAUCGCGAUCGGUUGAUGCUGUACAUGGCAAAGUACAAGAAUCCCACCGAGGUGCCGCAGCCGAUUGUCGAGCGCUGUGCAUGCUUGUUUGCGUGGUUCAAGCAGAACUCCAGGCCGCUGGACAUUGAAGGGGAUUUCGAUGCGAUCAUGUUCGCAGUGCCAGGGCAGAAAGUGCUGUGCUUUCGCACAAAGCUGACAGGGCCAUCCUUCCUGGAGCCCGCAAACCACCGCUACACGAUGACAAUGUCCCACGGCUUGCCGUGGACAGCAGCCAUGGGUGUGGGCGAGUAUGGGGAGAUAACCCCGGGAGACUUCACGGACGGCGACUUCCCGUCGUACGGAUUCAGCGGCCGAGGGGUCUGCAACGACUCCGGCUUUGAAGGUAUCAAAGCCUCAAUCUCCAAGGUGGCUGCAAGAGCCAAAGGAAGGGACGUCAUCUUCUCGAUGGAAGGGCUCCUGCAGGAGAACACGCCCCAGGUGGAGGGGGGCAUGCCGGCACUGAAUGCUGCUUGCCGAGAUGCAGGCAGCGCGCGGUCAGGGGACCACCUGCUUUUGAGUCCCACCUGUGCAGUUUUGAGGGCUGUGUCCGUCCUGAUUUCCGCAGGACCACCGAAUGUGCAACUCCCCUGGGAACAAGGAAUUUUCAGGGACAUCUUCGCACCUAGACCAGUGGUGUCACUGGACUGGCCAGAGCCCAAGGUUCUUGUCAAUGUGGAUGAAGCCGAACUAUCGUCUACACCAGGUCCCAGCGUUUUGCAAGACAAAGACAAGACGCCACUCGCAGGUGUCUUCAGCUCCUCACCGGGAGCCAAUGUUUUCAGCAAAGUGAUCAAGUGCAAAAAGAAAGAUGAGCCUUUUGAGGAGGCUGUUGCAGGCAUGUGGUUGAAGAACAUGCAGAUGUGGAAACAGCUGUUCGAGGCCUCCCCGUCCACCACUUUUGCCAAAACAUUACAGGAAUUGGACGAAGAGGAGAAGAUGUUGUCCCUUCGAAGAAGGGUGGUACAAGCGUUGAAGUUUGUGAAAUUUGUGCUUUCCAUUCCAGAUGUGGAGAAUUCCAUCUCCCCCAGGGUCCAAGGCUUGGCCGACCGAGUGGCAGGCGAGCACGAGCCCACACAUCAAGCCCGGGACCUAACAGUGCUCGAAGUUAGGUUUCUGGAAGAGUGUGUUUGGAACGCUGAGCUCCACAUUGUCGAUCGAUUUGCAGCAGGAGUAUUCCUGUUUCAGAUCUUCAGCAGGAACCGUUGGUCGGACAUCAGGCACGUGCGAUCCCUGGAGUUCGAUUUUCUGGAGAUUGGCCCCGAAAUCUGCGGUUUUCUGGAAGGCAGGGCCAGAGAGGUCAAACAGUCCAACAAGAAGAAGAAACUCUCGUUGUUCAUGCCUCUUGUGGCUCCAGUUCGGGGGGUCCACCCGACGGUGGUUUGGGCCAAAGAAUGGCAGAAAGUGGCUGCCGAAGCAGGGAUCGUGCUCUCGAAGACCCCUGUAGGCCCUUUACUACCGGCCACCGCCCCAGACGGUGCCUGGCUGCAGAGGUCCAUCGACUCCGCCGAGGCCUCCAACUGGCUAACGGGACUGCUAAGUGGCCCCCUCCGGCAGCUGGAGGAAAUGCUAAAGCAGGUACGGGAGGGCUCGUUUUGCCCGGAUGCUACUCGAAGUGGAUACUUUGCCCGUGCCCAAGGAUCAGAGGCAGGUGCGUCCGUUGACCUCGGGUCCUGGUUGCCGAUCAGCAAGGCAGGCAGCUUAGAUGGGCGGCCCGCGAACUCCGAAAGCACGCAUGAGCCUUUGCCAGCUCCAGUGGAAGGCUUUGAGGAUGAUUUCCGGGGGGUUGGACCGCUUUGCUCCUCGCAAGGGAAGGUUUUUGAGUCACCAAGUGCCAUGCCUGUCUUGGAAGCAUCUGCACCGUCGGUAGCAGAAGGAGACGAAUCCCCCUCGAAAGAAAGUGAGGAAUUAGACAGGUUGGCUACCGUGACUUCUGGGCUUUGCGAGGCGUUGUUCGAUAAGGACGACACACAAGGUGCAGAUGAUAACGAGGAGGCAGAGAUCUCGCCCACCACAUCAGCAGAAGGGUCCUCCGAGGAAACCUCUGAUGGAGCCUCGUCGGAAGAAAAGGAGGAACCAGCUUCGACCCUGAGCCUACCGGAGGGUUGGAGGGCGAUCCAGAACAAGAAGUCUACCAUGUUACAUCUGUACAAAGUAGCGGAUAGUCAGCCUUUCUUCGAGCAACAUGCUCGCAAGAUCGGAAUGGAGCAGCCACUCUUGGACAAAUUCAUAGCUGGAGGGGUCAAGACGGUCUCCAUGGCAGCCUAUGCAGCCACUCAACCGGGUCAACCUCUCACAGAUAGGGAGGUCUCCACUCUAUGUACGAGUCUGGGGCAGAACAACCCCACUCUUGCACAGAUGACGGUUGUCAAGAGGCUCCUGUUCGAGUGCCAGACCAUGAGCUUGGCAAACUUGAAGGCAACCGUGGAACAGCAGCCGGACUCAGUCCUCCGUAAGCUGCCAGGAGCUGAGAGAGCCCAGCGCUUGGAAUUGCAGGCUCAAAGGCUGGGCGGACUCUCGAUUGAGCAUGACUUGGAGCCCGCCUUUUCAGUAUAUGACGCCGUGUCGACACAGGUAGAGCAAGGGUCGCUGAAAUACCUGCACCCGAGCAAGAUCCCCACGCGUCGCCAGGAAUUGGCGCAAGGCAAGCCAACCAAGGAACUUGUGCUGGAUGCUUCGGGGGAUGGCCUCUCGGUUCAAGACAAAUCCUCCAAAGUUGAGGCCCAGUUGGGGUCAGACAUGGCGACUUACAGGGCGUUGCAAAGACGGGGUCUGGCCUACGACCUCGUUGGCAUUUUGAGUUUCAAGGUGCACGAGAAAUGGCUUCAGAAGGCCUUUGCUACCUUGCAGACCCCACCGCCCCCAGGCUUCAACCGUCCGACGCUGCAGCAGGUCCUGCGAGCAGAUCGGGCCUUGUGGAUGGAGCUUGGCAGCAAACAGCCGACCCUGACAAGGGCAGCGGCGAACGCGCCGCUCGCGGACGCCCGGUGCUUAGAUCAAGUCUUUCUGGAAGCCACCAACACGGUUGCAGUCAAUUUUCAAGGGUUCCCAGAUAGAGGGGGCAAAGGCGCUGGCAAGGGCCCCAAGCGCUGGGGCGAUGGAAAAGGGUAUGGACAAUGGAAAUAUCAGAGGACCGACAAAGGAGACAAGGGCCAGGGAGGCAAAUUAGGCUUCAAGGGGGCCCGCCUCCCCACAAAGGGCAAAUUUGACAGUGGCAAGGGAGGCUUUCCGAACAAGUCCCUUGUCUUGCAAGGAGGCAAGGGGGAGACCCCCAUGCCGGCCGCCUUGCGCGGCGGAGUGCCGAACGACGAGCAAGGAGAGCCUCUUUGUUUUGGCUUCAACCUAGGCCAGGCAGCCAGAAAGAACGCCCCGCUGCAAGGGACGUCGAAUGACAGCGCUUCUGCGCUGGACCAGGCGGACAGGCCCGAAGAGAGCUGCAAGGACUCGCGAGUCAUCACGGCGAGCACAGGUCUGGACAGGUCUGCUGUGGAAAUGGCUGGGUUCUCCAGGACUGGCCGCCGUAUGGCUGGCGCCGCCCUGCGGCACAUCCAGCAGGGCCAGGGAAAUCCCGCUCCCGGGGAGGACGAGCCGCGUCCUUUGCGGUCAGUGGAGUGCCCGGAAGGGCUCCCAGGCCUUGGCCCAAGUGAUGCAGAAAGGGUGGCAAAGGCUAACGAGCUUUACCGGCUCACGGCCCGAAUCUGGGACUUCUGCUGCGAAAAUGAAAUUGUGGUAAUCAUAGAGAACCCCUAUCGCAGUUUCUUCUGGCAUUGCAGCGCCAUUGAACACAUCCUCAGGAGUGAACAGGCAAUCGUGGUCCAGUGCGACUUUUGCAUGAUGGGAGGUUCGAGAUUGAAGCGGACGGCCCUGCUGUGCAACAGCGACCUCAUCACAGGCAUGGCUGUCACGUGUGAUGGAUCCCACGAGCACCUGCCCUGGAAAGUGCAGGAGGGAGUUCUCGCAACAAAGUUUGAGACUGCGUAA